AUCGAGCGAGUUGGCUCAAGUUGCCCUCCACGAUUAGCUGAAGGCGCAUCAGAUUUGACAGGGAAAGCUUACAUCCGCCUUGCUCAAGUCUUCGUCCGCCCCCAUCCGCCUUGCUCAGGUGAGACAGUGAGUCGUCACUUCAACAGAGUUUUAUUUGCAAUUGGGAAACUUGGACCAGAAAUGCUUAGGCAUCGAACACUUGAUACACCAUCAAAGAUUGAAGGCAACCCACGAUUUGAUCCGUAUUUUAAGGACUGUAUUGGUGCUAUUGAGGGUACACAUGUUCCAUGUAACGUUCCAUCUCGGAUAGUCGACAGAUUUCGUGGCAGGAAACCAUUCCCUACCCAAAAUGUUCUUGCGGCGGUUGACUUUGAUUUGUUAUUCACUUAUGUUUGUGCGGGCUGGGAAGGUUCAGCCCACGAUUCAACUGUUUUACGACAUUCUCUUGAGCAUCCAAAUGGCCUUAGAGUCCCUGAAGGUAAAUACUAUCUUGCGGAUGCGGGUUAUGCAGCUAGGAGAGAAUUCCUACCACCGUUCCGUCAAACUCGAUAUCAUUUGCGUGAAUGGAGGGGUAAUAAUAGACCCCGCACCCAGAAUGAGCUAUUCAACUUAAGGCACUCAUCCCUUCGUACAACCGUUGAAAGGCAUUUGGGACAUUAAAGAACCGUUUCAAAGUUCUGACAACUAGGCCUUACUAUCCCUUUCCUUCACAAGUAUAUGAGUCGUCAUAGCAUGUUGUAUCCUUCACAACUGGAUAUUACUAAACGGGGGUCCUGAUGAACUAGUCUACAGUGAGCACAACUGGUUUGAGCAAUAUCCAAGAUCAGCUGGCCGUGUCCAACGGGAUUUACGUGAGGAACAAAGGGAGGUGCUUAAAGAUAGGGAUACCAUGGCAGCCAAUAUGUGGAGAAAUAGGCAUAAUGUUAGACGUGGUUGAUUUUUUUCAAGCUUUAUGUAUGAGUUUGUUGAUUCUAAGUUGCAUUGCCACUUAGAAGAACAACUUGUGUGUUUUCUUUCUUCAACUUGUAACUAUGAUUUAUUUCCCUUGGUACGAGUGGCAAUGCGAUAUGCAUCUCAGA
This is a messenger RNA of Triticum urartu, 1079 nucleotides long. Lineage: Eukaryota; Viridiplantae; Streptophyta; Magnoliopsida; Poales; Poaceae. The record is from RefSeq and is a predicted model, not a curated record.